Molecule: messenger RNA, 3495 nt
Organism: Melanotaenia boesemani (Boeseman's rainbowfish)
Lineage: Eukaryota; Metazoa; Chordata; Actinopteri; Atheriniformes; Melanotaeniidae
Gene: stard10
Product: StAR-related lipid transfer (START) domain containing 10
Exons: 6
Coding region: 633-1421 (262 amino acids)
Molecular function (GO): lipid binding
Source: RefSeq, a predicted model, not a curated record
GCAUCUCAUCCACCACCUGCCACAGCCGCAACGCAGCCAUGGAGACCCUCAGCAAAUUAUUGUAAGCCAACAUAUUUUUUAAAGAAUAAAAACUAUUGAGAGAAAGGGAGGCAAGGGGGAAACACAGGAAAGGUGGAUACAGAGUGGAGGAGACAGAAACGCAUAGUGAGAAGCGGAAACAGAAACAUAUGGUUUGUCAGACGAGCAGCUGUUUCUAAUGACUGAGGAAGCGGAAAGAAACUUAUUAAACCACAAUAAUAAUCUGAAGACACAUUUAAUCCAUCCGUCUAAUUUUGUCGGGACUUUGCAUUAGUAUCACGCGCUCACCUGUGAGAGACUGACUGUGCUUUACACCUCUGUUUCAGUAGUUUGUGCGGGGUGGAUUGCGGUUGUUGAACGUGCUUGAACGCGCACACACACGCUCAGUUCAUCACAAGACGCAGUGAACCCGACAAAAGCCUCUAGCAAGGACCAAAUUGAAUUAGGCAACUUAUUCCUACAGAAGGGGAGGUAGUAUUGGUAGGCUUCCCUUCGCUUUCUCACCGGCCGACAGUUAAUCCCUCCGGGCUCACCAGGAGUCUGUCACCCACCUCCUCGUCUCUGCUCGCACGUCCUUAACACGGUAACGAGCCAUGUCUGGACAGACUGUGACCGUCCCGGACGACCGGGCUUUCGCCAGCUUCAAGGCGGAGUGUCUGUGCGAAGAGGGCUGGAGCAAGACCUACAACAAGGAAGGAACCACAGUGUGGACCCAGGUUCUGGAGGAGGGGAAGUCCGUCCACAAAAUUAAGUGUCGUAUGGUGUGUAAAGACGUGUCAGCUGAGACGAUGUAUGAUGUUCUCCAUGACAUCGAAUACAGAAGGAAAUGGGACUCAAAUGUCAUUGAGACCUUCGAUAUCGGAAAGCUUACAGUCAAUGCAGAUGUUGGUUACUACUCAUGGAAAUGUCCAAAACCUCUUCGGAACCGUGAUGUCAUCACACUUCGUUCCUGGCUGCCAAUAGGGAAGGAUUACAUCAUCAUGAACUAUUCAGUUAAACAUGCAAAAUACCCUCCUAAAAAGGACAUGGUUCGAGCUGUUUCCAUUCAGACUGGAUACAUGAUCCAGAGCCAGGGACCUAAUCACUGUACCCUCACUUACAUGGCCCAGGUAGAUCCACGAGGUUCAUUACCCAAGUGGGUUGUCAACAAGUCUUCCCACUUCCUCGCUCCUCGGGCAAUGAAGAAGAUCAAUAAAGCCUGUUUGAAGUAUUCAGAGUGGAAGCAGAAACAUAACCCAGGCCUCAAGCCAUGGCUCUACCCUGAACAGACUACAUUACCCAGCAUCCCGCUCUCAGAGCUGAGCAUCCAACAUGCAGAGAGCCUGGAGAAUAUUGAUGAGAGCUCCCUGGCUGAAGCCCAUGAGAGAGAAGACAGCGACUAACACAAAACACACGCAUGAUCAUGUGCUCAUACAAACAGCAAUGCAGGAAUGCAUAAAUGCAAUCUACACUGUCUGCCACCCCCCCCCCCCCCCACCCCCCCCCCCAAAAAAAUUUUUUAAAAAGUUGCCAUCAAAACAAAAUGUCAAGCAUUCUAAUAUCUUGUUGUAACACCUUUAGCUUUGAUUACAUUAUCCUUUGCUGUGGCAUUGUUUCAAAAAGCGUCUGUGAUUUUAAAAGAUUUAUUUACAUCUAGUGUUGCAUUAGUUUUUCACCAAGAUCUUGUAUUGAUGAUGGGAGAGUCUAACCACUGCACAAAGACUUCUCCCGCACACCCCACAGUUUUAUCAAUGGGCUUCAGGUCUGGACUUUGUGGUCCAUGUGUGAACAUGAUGUCUCAUGCUCCCUGAACCACUCUUUCACAAGUAGAGCCCGAUGAAUCCUUGGGAUAUUGCCAUGUCACCAUGGAAGAAAAAAAAUCCAUUGAUGGAAUAACCUGCUCAUUCAGUAUAUUCAGGUAUCAGCUGACCUCAUUCUUUGGGCACAUAAUGUCGCUGAACCUAGACCUGACCAACCACAGAAACCCCAGAUUAUAACACAGAUUUGUACGGUAGGCACUAGGGCACUAGGUAUGAUGGAUACAUCACUUUUGUCUGCUUCUCUUCUUACCCUGAUAAGUCCAUCACUCUGGAACAGGGUAAAUCUGGACUUAUCAGACCACAUGACCUACUUCCAUUGCUCCAGAGUCCAAUCUUCAUGCUCCCUAGCAAAUUUAAGUCUUUUUCUCCGGUUAGCCUCACUGAUUAGUGGUUUUCUUAUGGCUACACAGCUGUUCACUUCCAAUCUCUUGAGUUCCCUACGCAUUAUGCAUGUGGAAAUGCUCAUAUUUUCACUAUUAAACAUAGCCCCGAGUUCUAAUAUUGUUUUAAUUUAAUUUGAUUUAAUCAAACGUUACAGUGAUUGCCAUCAUUUAGACUUUUUUUUCCAACAUUUCUUCCUGGAUGAUGAUGCUUCCCCACUAUCCUUAAAGUUUUUUAUAAUGUGGACAGUUCUUAACUCAAUUUUAGUAGUUUCUGCAUCUCUGUUUGGUUAAGGCUAAUGAUUUGAUCCUUAAGGAAACUAGCAUCUUUUUCACAACCACAGGAUGUGUCUUUCAACACAGUUGUAUGAGAAAUGAGAAGCUACUCAUUGUAUCAUUUGGGAUUAAAUAACUUGUUGCCAGCUGAAAGAUAAUCACCCAUGCAGUAAUAAUCCAGGCCUGUACCAUUUUGUGUUUUUAAAUCCAGGUAACUUUUUUUCUUUUGGCCAGGCAGUGUAUGUUGUAAAUGAAAUGCAUAUGUAACCAUACCAUUGAGAACAUGUAUGUAAGCAUUCAUACAGGAAGACAAACGCCUACUUUACCGACCUGGUCACAUGUUACAUACAUACAUACUGUAUAAAUGCAUACACUCGCAACAGAGGUGCAUACACAGAUACCCUCCACACUGACAAACUCAGAAAAGUUAAACUAAUUUUUGCUGUAAUCAGAAAAGUAGCUGUAUUUUUUUCCUACUGGGAUAUUAGCAUUUUCUAAUUGGGACUUAUGAGAUGAUCAUAAUGAAAUGUUUUCAGGUAUAUUUUAGGGUUCAACGCUGAAAUGUUCAGACUAAUCUGACUGAACAUUACUGAUGUCGGUCAAAACAUGACCACUAAAACUAAAAACAUACUUUCUUCUUUUAGCUACUAGUCAUGCAUGUCAGUGAUGCACAUACACGGUAGAUACACAGUACUGCACCAGUGCACUCAGUCAUAUAGACACUGAAUUUGUAUCCCUCUGCACAUAGUGUCUCUGUUUCUAGUGUGUUUCUAUCACAUUUUGUAAGCACAUAAUAAAUAUGCAGGUGUGCAAAAGGCAGCUGGAAUCCCAAAUUUGACAUUCAUCUUUUUUUUCUUUUUUCUCCUUCGACACACCCACACAUAUACACACAAAUACAAAUUUACAUUUAUGUACUGUCUGCUCCUCUAUUUGAGAGAUGUAUGAAUGUAUGUAGACUUUAACAAUUAAAUAUGGAUUCCUACAAGGGUUUUCAAACUUCA